Messenger RNA from Orcinus orca (killer whale), 854 nucleotides. RefSeq names its product talin-2-like. Gene Ontology annotation, molecular function: actin binding; integrin binding. The coding region runs from base 1 to 432 and encodes 143 amino acids. The record is from RefSeq and is a predicted model, not a curated record. NCBI's taxonomy places the organism in Eukaryota, Metazoa, Chordata, Mammalia, Artiodactyla, Delphinidae. The transcript has a single exon. Gene Ontology annotation, cellular component: focal adhesion; plasma membrane. Gene Ontology annotation, biological process: cell-cell adhesion.
AUGGUGGCAGCUGCGACCAGCAGUCUCUGCGAGGCGGCUAAUGCCUCUGUGCAGGGGCACGCCAGUGAGGAGAAGCUCAUCUCAUCCGCCAAGCAGGUUGCCGCGUCCACGGCUCAGCUGCUUGUGGCCUGCAAGGUGAAGGCUGAUCAGGAUUCGGAGGCCAUGAGGCGGCUACAGGCAGCAGGAAAUGCUGUGAAAAGAGCCUCAGACAAUCUUGUGCGUGCAGCCCAGAAGGCAGCAUUUGGCAAAGCCGAUGACGAUGAUGUUGUAGUGAAAACAAAGUUUGUAGGGGGCAUUGCUCAGAUCAUCGCCGCCCAGGAGGAAAUGCUGAAGAAAGAGCGAGAACUGGAAGAAGCAAGGAAAAAACUAGCCCAGAUCCGCCAACAGCAGUAUAAAUUCCUACCCACCGAGCUGAGGGAGGACGAAGGCUAAGGCCAGAACCAAGAGGGCGCACCCAAGGGGCCGGCCGCGCGAGAACUGGAUGGACAGCGGUCCUGAGGGGCCGGGCACCGCCCUGGAACUGCCCCCCCUCCCCCUGGGGUGAGCCGGGAGCCCUGAGCUCUCCUGCGCGCUCCCCUGUCCUGUCGGGCACCAGCUGCAUGAUGGUGAUGUCACGCGGUACAGUGUGUUCCACCCACAGCUCCUCUGCCAUCUCCCCCAACCCCGCCUCACUGUAUCUCAGGAGAGAGGGGCGCGGGUUCACGGACUGGUACCAAAAAGGAGGAGUCAGUAUUACAUCGUCCUCAGACACUCGCGCUUCUGUUGGUCCUUCUCUGGGCCUGCUGUGAAAUCUGAAUAGGAAAGAAAAAAAAAAAGGAAAACCAAACAGCUCGGGGGAAAUCCUUGAUGCCAUA